Messenger RNA from Oncorhynchus tshawytscha (Chinook salmon), 5039 nucleotides. RefSeq names its product proton-coupled amino acid transporter 1. The coding region runs from base 612 to 2054 and encodes 480 amino acids. NCBI's taxonomy places the organism in Eukaryota, Metazoa, Chordata, Actinopteri, Salmoniformes, Salmonidae. The record is from RefSeq and is a predicted model, not a curated record. Gene Ontology annotation, cellular component: vacuolar membrane. The transcript has 13 exons. Gene Ontology annotation, biological process: proline transmembrane transport; glycine transport; proton transmembrane transport. Gene Ontology annotation, molecular function: amino acid:proton symporter activity; glycine transmembrane transporter activity; L-proline transmembrane transporter activity.
AUGUAAGACUAGCCCAGUCUUUUCCAUGGGCGAAACACGCAGCGCUUUACGCUUGUAUCAACUUGGCCAAUUAAAUGUUUGUGGUGAUGUUUCACACCAAACAAUGGGCAUCAUUUCAGACUAACGAUAAUUGACUUAGCUAGUUUUGAUGGAAAUAGAUAGUUUGCGUAACAAGACAGCUAGCAAGCUACAAAAUCAAGUAUCCAACAUUUGGUCAGCUGACAUGCACCCUCUUCCAAACGAUGUGACCAAACGACCUUUGUACCGGUAGUGGUCUUCAAAAAAGCUAGCAUUAGCAGUUCAUUUGUAUUUUUUUUACAGAGAUCGCCUUUUCCUCUCACAGCAAGUACAAUAUCGACGUGCAUAGUAGGAAAAAAAUACUGCUCUGCCAAGAGAUGCCCCUCUAGCGAACUCCUUUGAUGUAACACUACCGAGGCAGGAAUCACCGCUUUACAGCAUAUUCAUCAUAACAUCAAUAUCAUCAUCUGACUGGAGAGACACACCACUCAUUUUGAUUAAUCCACAUUCAACUCCCAAAGACCAGGUGGCUCUGAAGGAGGCAUCCGAGACGAAGGCAGCAGGAGGAUCCACCCAGCGCCAGCGGACCAACCAUGACCUCCAACACUGACAAUCGUCAAGACGGCCCAGGUCCAGUUCUCUCCAGGAUAUCAGCGAGCACCUCUGAGGAGGAUGUUCUCUGUCCUACUCCACCUCUCCCCCCAGGACCUGAUUCUCAGUAUGAGAGAAUCGGAGGCCAAACAGGGGCUUCGUUUUUACAGACCCUGAUCCACCUCCUGAAGGGGAACAUUGGUACAGGGUUGCUAGGUCUACCUCUGGCUGUCAGGAACGCAGGCCUUGUGUUAGGACCUCUGAGUCUGUUUGCCAUGGGGAUAAUAGCAGUCCACUGUAUGAACCUGCUUGUAAUCUGUUCUCACCACCUCAGUGUAAAGUUGAACAAGCCCUUUCUGGACUAUGGCGAUGCUGUGCAGUAUGGUAUGGAGAAUGUCUCGUGGCUGAGAAGGCACUCAAUAUGGGGGAGGCGGAUAGUGAACGUGUUUUUGAUCAUCACCCAGCUGGGUUUCUGCUGUGUCUACUUCGUCUUCCUCAGUGACAAUAUCAAACAGGUGGUGGAAGCUUCUAAUGGGACAACCAUGAACUGCCACAGCAACCAGACGGCUGUCACCGUCCCCAGCUUUGACUCCCGUCUCUACAUGUUGUGUUUCCUGCCAGCUGUUAUACUCUUGGUGUUCACCCGCAACCUGAAGUACCUGGCCCCCCUCUCUCUGGUAGCCAACCUGGCCAUGUGUACUAGCCUGGUCCUCAUCUACUUCUUCUGCUUCACGAACAUACCAAAUCGUAUCAGCCUGCCGAAGGUGGGUCAUGCCAAAGACUACCCUCUCUUCUUUGGAACGGCCAUCUUUGCUUUCGAGGGGAUAGGAGUGGUCCUGCCCCUGGAGAACAAGAUGCAGAAGCCUCAGAGUUUCAAUAUGGUUCUAUAUCUGGGAAUGGGCAUCGUCACCUUCCUCUAUAUCAGCUUGGGGACCAUAGGGUACAUCACCUUUGGAGAGGCCAUAGGGGGAAGUAUCACCCUUAACUUACCCAACUGCUGGAUGUAUCAGAUUGUAAAGCUGCUCUACUGUUUCGGUAUCUACAUCACCUUUGCCCUUCAGUUCUACGUGCCAGCUGAGAUCCUGAUUCCUCCGGUGGUGUCCCGUGUCUCCGAGAGAUGGAAACUGCCGGUAGAUCUUCUGAUCCGUGCUGCGCUUGUCGUUUUUACCUGUGUCCUGGCCAUAUUGAUCCCCCAGCUGGACCUGGUCAUCUCUUUAGUGGGGUCCAUCAGCAGCAGUUUCCUGGCUCUCAUCUUCCCUCCACUCCUCCAGAUCCUCACCUACCACAACGAAGGUCUGUCUCCCUGGGUCAUCGUCAAGAACACCCUGAUCUCUGUCAUCGGCUUCAUCGGCUUCAUCACUGGCACCUAUAUAUCCAUCACAGAGAUCAUCAAACGCAACGGCAGACAUGACAAUCUGGAUGUGACCUUCUUCCAGGUCCAGUGAGAGAUUUAGUGAGGAAGAGGAGGAUAUCUUGACAGUGGUUGGUCUGGCAAACAGUGGAGGCUGGUGGGUGGAGAAAUCUGAGGACAGGUUCGUUCUAGAAUGGAUGCUACUUUCCUCCGAUUUAAGGUGACACCAGCCUCCACUGCUGUCAAACAAUCCAACCCAGAAGUCCUCACCCUGGCUACAGCCAUGUUUUUGUUUUUCUCACUUGCUCCAUUGUCCAUUGAUUACACAUUUAUUGAUAUUGUGAGUCUGCUUACUGUUGUGGUUAUUGGUCGCUGUGGAACAAUUAUUUAAUGGAAUAGAAGUGUUAAAUCAACUAUUUUCUACAGUAGCUGUAUAGCCAAGUAGAGAACGUGUUCUUCUGACACGAGCGUCAUUCUCUCUGUGCCUCAUGAACUUCGAUGUUUUUAACUUAAUUUUAUUACAUACUUUUUAUAUUUUAAACUCUGCUAUGCCGCAAGCGCACCUUCUAUCUUACAUGUUUUAUUAUUUUAUGUUGAAUCAUUUAACCAAAUCAUUGAAUUUUGUUAAAACAUCCUGGGAUGUUAAAGGUUAAAGUUGUUUUAAGUGAUCAAAUUAAGGCAAUAAGGUACUUAUGUGCCUUAUUGCUAUUAUAAACUGGUUACUAAUGUAAUUAGAGCAGUAAAAAUACAUGUUUUGUCAUACCCGUGGUAUAUGGUCUGAUACACCACGGCUUUCAACCAAUCAGCAUUCAGAGCUCGAACCACCCGAGUUAAUAAUAUCAUUUAAAUAACAGUUAAGUGGCAUUUUGAAUGAUAUCUUCAUUCUACAGACCUUACAAAGAGGAAGAUGUAUGUUUUUAACCACAGCGUGACUAGACUAUUUCCAAUAGAAAUGGUAAAUGACUGACCGUGUUUAAUAAGACUAUCAGAACACAACAACCUGUAGUCUGUUGAUCACCGUCGUCAUUACAUCGUAGCUAUGACGAUGACCGUUGAAUAACGUUUACUGAUUGACUAUAUUUUAGAGACAAGAUGUAAUAGUUGAAAGUUCACUUUUUUGUUGUUUUUAAAAGGUAAAGCUUCAUUUACAUUUUUAAGGCAAGCUGACUAGAUCACCUACUGUAAUACUGAUGAACUUGAGGGACUGUAAAAGAGAAAAUACAUAACAAUGUGUGUUAUUGUAGAGCUAAUACCAUUUUUGUUAUUUCUCAGUUGAUGUUAUUUAUGUUGGCAUUUUCAUUUCUUACAUUUGUCUCAGGUUGGGCACUGGAUUUAUUCAUGUUACUAAUCUUCCAGUUAUCACAACGGCUAUUUCAUUUGUUUUAUCACUUGUCUCGCUUGUACCAACGGUUUGAGUUUUUAGACUGAGGUGGGCCCAGAUUAGACUGGGUUGGACUGAGGUGGGCCCAGAUUAGACUGGGUUGGACUGAGGUGGGCCCAGAUUAGACUGGGUUGGACUGAGGUGGGCCCAGAUUAGACUGGGUUGGACUGAGGUGGGCCCAGAUUAGACUGGGUUGGACUGAGGUGGGCCCAGAUUAGACUGGGUUGGACUGAGGUGGGCCCAGAUUAGACUGGGUUGGACUGAGGUGGGCCCAGAUUAGACUGGGUUGGACUGAGGUGGGCCCAGAUUAGACUGGGUUGGACUGAGGUGGGCCCAGAUUAGACUGGGUUGGACUGAGGUGGGCCCAGAUUAGACUGGGUUGGAUAUCAUGGUGAUGUCACAUUGUGAUGUCACAUGGCAUUGGGAGAAUUUAACUGAUAGUUGGUCUCUUCAACUAGUCUUGAAUAAUGGCAGGUUUGAACUAUUGUUGAGUUUGCACUUUAUUGUUGCUGAAAUAUAGUAUUCUGAAUUUCCCGUGAGAGAAUACUACUGAACAUUUUAUAACGGGUCUUUUUUCGUGAUCUUGAACAUGUAAAAAGAAAAUAUGUUUUUAUUUCAUUACAGUCUAAAUGGGAAAAAGUUCACAAUUCUGGAAAUUAUACUAGCUUUGAAUAAUGGCAGGUUUGAACUAUUGAGUUUGCACUUUAUUUUAAAUCAAAUAUAGUAUUCAUGAACAUGUCAUUUUUAUUUUUUAAUCAUUUUUUAUUUUAUUUCAUUACAACCUAAAUGAAAGAAGUUCACACUUCUGGAAAUUAUACUUAAGCAUUUUUGUUGCUUGUUGUGUUGUUGAUGGGAAUUCUGAUGUUUACAUCCCCUUAAAAAUUGUACUCAUCAUAUAGGUUACGUCCCAAAUUGCAGCCUAUUCCCUUCGUAGUGCACUACUGUUGAGCAGAGUCCUAUUGGCCCUUGUCAAAUGUAUUGCACUAUAAUAGGGAAUUGGGUGGCAUUUGGGAUGUAGGCAGUCUCGUUCACUAGUCUGUCUCUCUGGACAUUAGCUACAAGGGGAUGUUACUUGGAGGUUACCCAUCAUAGAACUGAAAGAUCCUCUCCGGUACUUGUUAGCCAGUAGUUCUGGACAAAAUUAGGCCCCUGAAAGUGGUAUAGUACGGCGUAUGUCCCACCACAUUGCUCUCUGCUCAUAGAUGAUGCAUGUAUGAACUACACAUUGACACAUCCAGCCCAAAGCGGGAGUAAAAAUUUUUUUUUAAAAAGAGUACUAUUUGCCAAAGUACCGGAGCAUGUCAGUAGUUGAGGCGGCAGGUAGCCUAGUGGUUAAAGCGUUGGGCCAGUAACCGAAAGGUUGCUGGAUUGAAUCCCCAAACUGACAAGGUAAAAAUCUGUCAUUCUGCCCCUGAACAACACAGUUAACAAACUGUUCCCCGGUGGCCGUCAUUGUAUAUAAGAAUUUGUUCUUAACUGACUUGCCUAGUUAAAUAAAGGUACAUGUUUAUUAUCUUUUUUUUUUAAUGUCUUUUAAUGGAAAUAAAUAUUUGCAUAUCAUGAAUACCUCAACUAUCAACACAGCUUGUCUUGGGGUUUUUACAGAUGUAUGUUAAGCCAGAGUAAUAUUGUACAUUUUGAGUCACAAUGUACUGUAAUUUCAGCAAAAAUAAAAACGAAUGCGUAUAUAAGAAAAGA